Molecule: messenger RNA, 2016 nt
Organism: Trifolium pratense (red clover)
Lineage: Eukaryota; Viridiplantae; Streptophyta; Magnoliopsida; Fabales; Fabaceae
Exons: 9
Coding region: 203-1750 (515 amino acids)
Source: RefSeq, a predicted model, not a curated record
GGAAAUCUCAUAUUUAACUAGUUAAACACCUAAAGAUGAAAGAACGAAUAUAGCUCUAAAAACGACGUCGACUCGUACACUUUCAAUUUCCGAAUCAAAAAUCAACAUAGCAUAGCAUAGAUCGAAUCCAACUUCAUUCAUGCUUUCGCGAAACCACCAACAUCAAUAAUCUCAUUAUUCGAAUCUUCAAAAACCAACAAAAAUGGAUGACAAAACGCACUCUAACAACAAGAAAAACGACGACGAAGAAGAAGUUACUCAACAAACACAAGACGCUAAAUCGCCGGUCGCCGGAGCCGGUGGUGGUGGUAAUUGGGGUGGUUGGGGAGGAUUUUCUGCGCUUUCUAUUCUCUCUGAUCUUCAAAAAGCUGCUGCUGUUGCUGCUGAAGAGAUCUCUCGCAAUGCUGCUUCAGUUGCAGAGACAGCAUCAAAGAGCAUUGCAGAGUUGCAAAUCACUGGUGAAGAAGAGUCUGAAGCUUCCAAAGAGGAUGUAGGGGAUGAAGGAUCUGCAAAGGAAAGUGAUGAUGAGAGUGACACUGCUCCAUUGCGAAAAUCUGCUCUGGAUAGGUUGGAGAAAGCUAGUGAAGAUUCACUGCUUAGCCAGGGUUUGAAGGUUUUCGAUAAUUCUGUGGAAACUUUUGCUUCUGGAGCAUGGAGAACUUUAGGAAAUGCAUGGCGAGGGGGCAGUGAGUUAGUUCAAAAGCUCGAGAAUUCAGCUUCAAACCUUGCAGGAUCUGUACCGCAUGAUGGACCAGGAGCUCCAGGUUCUAAUGCACCUUCCCUAUUAGAGACUGGAAAAGCUUUUACUGCAAAGGGAAUGCAAGUGCUUGAAUAUGUGGGUAAGGAGACAAUGGACUUACUAAUCAGUGAAACCGGAAUUGAGGUUGAAAAGGCUAGAAAUGAUGGGGAUCAAUUAUCAGAAGAAGUGACAUUUGAUCGAUGUUUUUACAUUUAUGGAGGUCCAGAGCAGCUGGAGGAACUGGAAGCUUUGUCUAGUCAUUACGCCUUGUUGUUUAACAGAAGAAAAGCAAAAUUAUCUGCAGAGCAAAAAUCUGUAUUUGACGGGAAGCUUAAAGAGGUCCAACAAAUUUUUGAUUUGAGUAAUGAAAUUGAUGCUGGUACUGAUUCUAACAAAGGAAAAACAGUAGAGAGAGGAAAUGAGGGAAGCAGUGAUGAGAUGAAGAACUUACAUGAUUCAAGUGUUGGCAAGGCUGCUGAAAUGGCUGCUGGUUUCACAAAUGCUUUGGCUGGCCUAGCUGCUAAUGAUAUAAUUCAGAGAACUACUGGAAGAUUAGACUCUCUUCAUUCUGAGGGAGUUCAUAGGCUAUCUGAAAUGUGCUGUUUUGCGGUGUCACAACUUCUGACGUUUGGAAAAUCCAUCAUUUCUCUUGCCAACAAAACUGUGGAGGAAGAAGUUGAUGGUAAUAAGGUUAACAUAGAGUGGCCUGAAGAUGUUUCUGCAAAAGCUAAGAUUAUAAGAAUAAAUGUUCAGACAAUGAUUGGAUAUUUGGAAGCAGUUUCCAACAGUUUCGUUACAGGCAUAUCUGAUGUAACUGAGGCCUAUCAAGCUUCCAUUAAAGGUGUUACUGCUGAGUCUCCCACAGCUGUUCCCAAGACAUCAGUCCAAGAAAAAGCCAGUGCUUUCUCUGAACACCUUCGAGCUGAUCAAAUUACAGCGAUAAGUAAAAUCCAGGACGGGGUGCAAUUUUUAGCUCACGUUGUCCUUUCAACCUCUAUGAAUGCGGCUUGAACACUAAUUUUUCUUUUAUGUAAAUAGUUCGGGAUUUAUUAAUUCCAAAGUGAUACCACUCAACUAUGCUGGAGCUCAUACUGAUGAUUGAGCGGUACACUCUUAGUUGUGUCUGUACUGGGGCAGAUUUGUCCAGUUAAAUUGAUUAUUUUUUCCCCUUAAUUUUCUUAAACCAUAAACUCAUAGAUAUAUGCAAUUCUUACUGUAUGUUAACUAUAUAUUUUCUCAAACCAGUCAUAUAUUGGAUGUGUGUGCAAUUCUUGCUA